GGCUACUUGUACUUAUUUUUGCCACUAGGGCGGCGUGGUGAUCACCUCAAUCAUAGUAACGUCACAAUAAACCAUUGAGCAUUGCAUACAUGUGAUGUACUAAGCAACUACAGCGCACUCUAGAAUAAAACUUUAUUUGUUCCAUAUUUUGGGGAUACAUUAUACACAGUACAUCGUUCUCCUUUGUAUCUAACUUCUUGUUAUAAAUUAUUAUAAACGUAAAUAAUAUACCGAGCUAAUUGGCUGCGUCUAAUGUGUUUUGUUUCAUUUUUUAGUUAAUAAUUGUAACACGAGAUUGAUGAUUCUAAAUAUUAUUUAUUUAAUAUUUAACGAAUUAUUAAACAAAUUAUUAAUCUGUGAAUUAUAUAUAAAUUGUGGAUUUUUAUUGAAGAACUGUCGGUAAGGACGAAUCAUAUAACUGGAAGUGGAGAAAAAUCUUCAUUCCAAAUCUAUCUUUCAUAUUGUACGUUCGUGAUAUUUAGCUUAUUUACUAAUGGCGACUAACUCAUGGUUAAAACGUAUUCAAAAUGCAAAAAAAACUGCAAUCAUACAAAAUGGAAAUAGGAAAGUUCAUUUCCUAAUGGAAGAUGGCAAAGAAAUGGUUGAAGAAUAUAAUAUGAAUACAAAUGUAUUAGUACGCAGGGCGUGGAAAGAAAAAAAAGAUUUUACUGAGAACAACGCUGGUUGGAUUGUGGAAGUAGGCGAUCCAGAACCUAAAUUAAAUAAUAUAGAAACUUUUGGGAUACAGGAAAGUUCCAACACUCCAUUUAUUACUAGAAGAAAUACGAGAACUGCUUUGGAAUGGAGAAUAAGGAAUUUACCUUAUCCGAUAUCUGUGUAUUCAGUAACAGUGGAAAAUGAUGCUACUAUUACUAUACGUACAAGCAACAAAAAAUAUUUUAAGAAAAUCAAAGUUCCAGAUUUAGAACGUAUUAAUUUGAAGCCUGAACAAGAUAGAAUUACGUAUACUCAUCAAUACAACACUCUUAUUAUCACGUAUAAGAAACCACUCGAAUUGUUGGACUUGGAGAAACAAGUAUUAAAAGAAAUUUUAUCGUUGAAAGCAGCAAACGAUGGAGAAGUACAGUGUCCGACUAGUUAAUAAAAAUAAUUAUUUUAAUUAUCCUUGACCCUGAUCUUGUUUAAAAGUUAACAGAGUAUUUCUAGCUUCUUCAAAUAUUUAUUGUGAAGAUUCAAUAUUUACUUUUGUGACAAUUUUAUUGUCUUUAUAUGUAUAUGUAUAUAUAUAUAUAUAUAUAUCUAUUACGUAAGAAGUUUUCGGUGAGUAUGCAAGAUUACACGAAUGAAAAUUUUGCAUUUUAAAUUAAAGAAUGUUAGGUAUACUAGUCACUAACAAAAUCUCAAAAAUUCAUAAUAUUAUUUAAACAAAUAAUAUACUUUAUUAAUGAUAAGAUAAAAUAGAUAAUGAA
Messenger RNA from Polistes dominula (European paper wasp), 1430 nucleotides. RefSeq names its product protein DPCD. Lineage: Eukaryota; Metazoa; Arthropoda; Insecta; Hymenoptera; Vespidae. The record is from RefSeq and is a predicted model, not a curated record.